UGCUUUGAGUUGGCUUCCCGUAAUUUAUGUGUCGGGCGGUGUCAUUUUCAGGAUUUUGUUGUGUCAAGAGUAUCUACAAGUUGGCAAACAGUGCAACAGUAAGUUCGUUAUCAACCUGGGCGUUGGAUAAAUUGUUUAAUUCGCAGAAAUGUUAUCCGUCUCUACUGCCUGGGAGAGCAGGCGAUUGGUAUACUUGGCGUAAAUUCGAGCUGGUGUUCCUGAGAUAUGAGGUUUGAUAACUAGUGAUUUUAACCUUGAAAGUCGCCCUUUUGGCUCCAGGUUUAUGCACGUGUUAUUUUACAGGGCAAAAGAACGGUUGUGAUAUCCCAGGGACUUCGGUGCAUGCAGCUCGUGGGCUUUAUUUUCGCUUUGAAACUUGUCGCCGUUUUCCGGUGUCGGCCGAUAUGUCUGCUCUUCACCAUGUGCUCGGCUGCUGGCAUUAGACAGUCAUGCCGAGUAGGUGGGGAUUAAAGUCCGGAAACAACUGCUGCGGCAGCGCAAGCGCGCGCUCAGAGAUUUACUCCCAGCGGCCGAUUUAGGAACAGUUAAUCCAGCCCUUAAUCACCAGCGGCUCUGUUAUCCGAAAGGCAGACACUGAUCCUGGAUCAGUGUUUAAGGACGGGCGGGUUAAGGUUCGAAAGUCUCAAAUCCACCAAGCGCUCUAAACCCCACAGAUUGACUUUGCUCUCUGCCAAUAGCAACGCGGGGCACUUGUUUGGUAGCGAACAAGUGUGUUAAAAGUGGAGUAGCGAGCUAGUUAGCGGCAGAUAAGUAUGUUUGUGAGCGUGACGGGGGAGGGAGGCGGAGGCAAUGAAUGAGCGAAUGAGAGGCCGUCCUAAGGGCCAUCGAGGGCGCCUUUUUACCUCGCACGCUUUUGGGAAAUAUUCGUCUUCCAUCGGACCACACUAAAAUUUACUUUUAAAAGGCCUUUAGACCGUUUAUAACGUUGGACACUACGAACACAAACCGGACAAGCCAUUGGUGUGACGAGAAUGCUUUUAUUCGUCGAGGUCACCUCAAAGGGAGCAGGAUUGAACCCCAAUGCUAAAGUGUGGCAGGAGGUCCCUGCAGCCCCCAGCGAGGCACCUGCCGAUGGCAGUGAAGGCUCUCAUUGGCCCCAGACAGUGCCCUCCCCGGAUGACAUCACUGAAGGAUACUCGGACUGCUCUGCCCCUGGAUGUAAGCCCCUCCCCUUGGACUUCUCCUGCCUCACGGAUGGCAGCCCCCAAGUACCCGCAGAGAACGCAAUUAAUGGCAUGGACCCCGUCCCGGACCUUGGGUACAUCCCAUCUCACCUCACACCUGGGACUUCAGAAGGCCAGUUGCCGGAGGAGCAGCCAAUCUCGGUUGAGGCCCUGCGUGAAUCCCUAAAGAAGCAGCUGGAGUCGUGCUUCUCCCGGGAGAACCUGUCCAAGGACCUUUACCUGAUCUCUCAGAUGGACAGCGACCAGUUCAUCCCCAUCUGGACCAUCGCCAGCAUGGAGGGCAUCAAGACCCUGACCACAGACAUGGGCCUCAUCUUGGAUGUGCUCAGAUCCACGCCCAUGGUCCAGGUGGAUGAGAAGGGGGAGAAGGUGCGUCCCAAUCACAAGCGCUGCAUCAUCAUCCUGAGGGAGGUGCCCGAGGCCACGCCCGUGGAGGAAGUGGAGUCUCUCUUUAAAAAUGACAAUUGUCCAAAGGUGAUAAGCGUGGAGUUCGCACACAAUAACAACUGGUACAUCACAUUCCAGUCGGACACAGACGCACAACAGGCAUACCGAUAUUUAAGGGAAGAAGUCAAAACAUUUCAGGGAAAGCCAAUCAUGGCGAGGAUAAAGGCCAUCAACACCUUCUUUGCGAAGAACGGUUACCGCAGCCUGGACUCUGGCCUGUACUCCCAGCAGUCCCAGUCCCAGUACAGCUCGCCCCUCUACAUGCAGCAGGUGUACAGCCCUCAGCAGCAGUACCCCCUCUACGGAAUGGUCCCCCCGACAUGGACACCCUCCCCGACGCCGUACUUCGAGACCCCCCUGGCACCCUUUCCCAACAGCGGCUUCGUCAACGGAUUCAGCUCUCCCGGCCACUACAAAACCAACUCCAGCUCCCUGAGCACCGGCAGGCUCUUCAGCCGGAACCGUGCUCCACUCUAUUCCAGAAAGAAUGUACUAAAUGCCUUCAGGAACCACGUGAAGCCUCAGCCCAGAACCAGCGAUUUGGCCUCGCCCUCCGGAUCUCCUGUUCCGCUGGUGGACGGCACGUCGGGGGCCCGCAGCCCCCUGCCCCCACGCACCGGUGGUCCCGAGCUGAGCCCCUCCUUCCCCUCCAGGGACGCCCACCUCUCGCCUCCUGAGAUCAGCGAGGAUGGCGGUUUGGCCGGCAGGGGCAGGAGGGGCCCGUUCCGGGGGAUGAGGAGGAAGAGGGACGAUGACCGCACCACGAGGCCACUCCCACUAGCUGAGGUCAAAGUUCAACAGCCCAAAUUUGACCUGGCAACGUCCAGCUUCCCCCCACUGCCCGGCUGUGUGGUCAGAACGCAGGGGGGGGAGCCUGUUCUGGAGAACCGCCUGUCGGACGUGGUGCGCGGCCUGAACAAGGAGAAGCCGGACGCGCCCAAAGAGCCUGCCGUCGGGUCUUCCGCCAUCCCUGAAGAGGCGAUCCGCAUCUCCACCCCCGCCCAGCCGGCCUGCAAACCGGCCCCGCCCGCCUCAGACCACCCCGCCUCCAGCAGUGCAAGCCGCCCGGAGAAGAAACUGGAAAAGGCGGAGCCCCCCGUGUCAAAAGAAACGCCCCCCGCUGCAGCCCCUUCCUCAGGCCCCGCCCCCCCAGCCCACACGCAGCACCCUCCCAGCACCAAACCUGCACGCGCCCCAGCUGGCCCCGCGACCGUCACGCCCACCCAGGCCCCGCCCACCACCGCGGCUCCUGCCCCGACACAUCCUGAGCCCCGCAAACUGAGCUAUGCGGAGGUGUGCCAGCGGCCGCCCAAGGACCCGCCCCCUCCCUCCUCUGGCUCCGCCCCCCCGGCCUCCCAGCCCCUGCGCGAGCUGCGCGUCAACAAGGCGGAGGACCCCGCCCCCGCGAGCAGCAGCCCCGGCGAGCGGCAGGAGAAGCCCGCGGAGCGGGGCGGCGGCGGCGGCGUGGAGGGCAAGGCCAGCGAGAACCGGCCGGCCCGCGACUCGCCCGGGGGCCACCGCGCCCACGGGCCCCCCAGGACGGGAGCCGGAGGCCUGAAAGUCCGGGACCAGAGACGGCCCCCCUUCGCCCGCCGCGGCUCCCCGCAGGGGGCGCCCCCUCCCUCGGGAAAAGAGCAGAACAUCCCGCCACAAUCGCCAAAGUAAAAAAA
Molecule: messenger RNA, 3322 nt
Organism: Anguilla anguilla (European eel)
Lineage: Eukaryota; Metazoa; Chordata; Actinopteri; Anguilliformes; Anguillidae
Gene: larp4aa
Product: la-related protein 4
Exons: 17
Coding region: 993-3317 (774 amino acids)
Biological process (GO): positive regulation of translation
Cellular component (GO): cytoplasmic stress granule; cytosol
Molecular function (GO): mRNA 3'-UTR binding
Source: RefSeq, a predicted model, not a curated record